AUGAUCGAUCAAGAUCAACACGUUCUCACUGACACUUUCUCCUCCCCAGCGGGCCGAAACGGCGGUCACUGUGCUCCUUACUCUUUCUCCGCCCUCCCCGAAUUGACCAAGCCACUAUCCGAAGGAGGCGCCGGUCUCAGCAUCGACGAUGCGCUGGAUGUGCUUGAUCUAGAGAGAAGGGUGUUGUUGUGGGUCGAAGAGACGGUGCAUAGGGAAGGAUGGGAGAUCGAUCUCUGGAAAGGUGAAAAGGUCGAAGGUGCGCCCGGUUCCCUCCUUGCCAUUGCACAGAGGAUGGAUGGCCUGUACAAGAAGUGGGCGGAAGCAAGGAACAAGAGCGAAAAGUACAAGGAUAUCCCUCUCGAAUGGUCUUGGACAUGGGACGAAAAGAAAGCCCAAGCAGAUACAAGGUUCAAGGGCGCUGUAGCAUACUCCAAAGGUCCUGCCGGCUCCAUCCAUCCCCACAAACUCGCAAGCGCCUUCUUGCGCUCUGCGCUCAAAUCCGGCCAGGCCGAGCUCUACUCAUGGGUCCCGGUACAAGGAAUACAGAAGGUCGACGGCGCAGCGACAGUCGAAAAACAGAGUGAGAAUGGAUUGUGGGAGGUGAAUCUGGGGAAAAGAGGGAAGUUGAGGGCGAGGAAUGUGGUGAUCUGCACCAAUGCCUAUACACCAGGGCUGUUGAAGGGGACCGACAUUGAACGAUUGUACGCCCUCUUCCACUCCACCCGUCGUCGUCACUGA
This is a messenger RNA of Cryptococcus wingfieldii CBS 7118, 738 nucleotides long. RefSeq lists its product as hypothetical. Bases 1 to 738 code for a protein of 245 amino acids. Lineage: Eukaryota; Fungi; Basidiomycota; Tremellomycetes; Tremellales; Cryptococcaceae. The transcript is spliced from 3 exons. The record is from RefSeq and is a predicted model, not a curated record. Gene Ontology annotation, molecular function: oxidoreductase activity.